Akanthomyces muscarius is the source of this 1041-nucleotide messenger RNA. RefSeq lists its product as uncharacterized. The record is from RefSeq and is a predicted model, not a curated record. The transcript has 2 exons. Lineage: Eukaryota; Fungi; Ascomycota; Sordariomycetes; Hypocreales; Cordycipitaceae. Bases 1 to 1041 code for a protein of 346 amino acids.
AUGAGCGGCCCUUCCGGCCUGGCCCCCCAGCAGGAGCCAAUCCCUGGAGCGACCGAAUGGAUCGCCGAGUGCGAGACGCUCACUACGCGCAAGGGACACCGCAUUGCGUACCGAAGGCGAGGGAGCGGGCCAACUGUCCUGUUACUACACGGCUUCCCGACAUGGUCUUACGAUUAUGCGGCUGUCGCGAAAGAUCUUGAACCUGAUCACGACGUUGUGACUUUCGACUUCCUCGGCUACGGUGCGUCGGACAAGCCGAACCCUUACAAAUACUCGGUGGCAGAGUCUGCUGAUACAGUCGAGGAUCUGCUUGCUCUACUGGGCAUUGCAUCGUCUCACCUGGUAGUGCACGAUUAUGGUGGGAUCGUCGGUCAGGAACUUUUGGAUCGCCAGCACCGCGGGAAACUGCCAUUUGGUAUCGAGAGUUUGGCAAUACUAAACUGCGGCAUUGUUUACAGCGCAUAUCGACCAACUAUGCUGCAGCGUCUUCUUGCCGUACCUUUCGUUGGUGGUUUCAUCGCCAGCUGCAUCACUGCCAGCAUGGUGCGAAAGGGCUUUGUCGGAAUAUGGGGAGAGUCUCCCCUCAGCGAUAAUGAGUUUGAGAAUAUUUGGCACGGUAUCGCUUUAAAUGACGGACAUAAACUAUCUCAUUCGCUCAUCGGAUACAAUGCCGAGAGAGCACAGCACCACGGGCGCUGGGAAACCGCCCUGUCACAGUGGACGAGGCCGUUGCACCUCAUAUGGGGCCUUGAUGACCCAGUGUCGGGGAAGCACGUUUUGGACCUGGCAAGCGAAGAGUUCAAACACGCUGUCGUGACGAGACUGGAAGGCGUGGGCCACUUUCCGCAGAAUGAAGCGCCGAAGGCCGUUGCAAAGGCAAUCCGAGCUGCCGUUGUCAGCAGGCUGCCGCCGACAGCUGCUGGUAGCAGAGUGAAUGAGUACCCCGAACAGUGCCUGGCUUGGCGUCACUGCCCAACAGUGCCUAGGAAUUCGGUGCCUCCACUUGAAAGAACCGAGAGAAAAUCCGCACAAGAACAAUAA